AUGACGGGACGCAAUCAAGAUCCGGAGAAGUCAGGUUACAGCUGCGCGGGGUGCCUACGACCGGACGGUGCCGAAGCGGAGAUGGUUUUCUGCGAUCAUUGUCAGAGAUGGUACCAUUUCGGAUGUGCUGGAGUGACGGCUGAGGUAAGAGAUGUUUCAUGGUCGUGUGAUGAGUGCCUGAAGUGUGCUGAGACUGGGAAUAGGCAAGUUAACGUCUGUUCAGAGAUGCAGAAGCUCGAAAAGGAGAUGGAGGAGGAGAGGCAGGCUUUGGAACUCGAGAAGCUUCUGCACAAGAAGAAACUGGAGCAUCAGCGAAAGAUGUUCAUGUUACGUCAAGAGGCCGAAAAGGAAAAACGUGAGAUGGAGUUAGUUUUCGAAAAGGAGCAGCUGGAAAAGGAGUUGGAAGAGAAAGAGGCUCACCGGAAGAGGCGCGACCAAGUACUGAAGGAAGUGCAGGACAAGUUGAAGCAGGUGGAGCUACUGGAGGAAGGAUCGGAACUGGAUGAAGGCGGUGAUGAAGCAGUGGAAGAUGGAAGCAAGAAGAAUACGAAGAAGAAAGUGAAUGUGAGGGAUGCUAGGUUGGAGAAUGUAAAGCCAGGAAAUGAAAUGCCCGAUAAGAAGUCGGGGAACCCAAGCCUGGGGAAAGUAGGUCCAACCGAUGCAAACCAACGAGACUUUCGGGGAGCGUAUAGCAAGUUUUCGACACCCAAGGCGGCUACCAGCGCGCCGGCGCUACAUGAUUUUUCGAUAGUUCCGGACAGAAGCAAUAAUGUAACUCCAACCGGACAUCCGGCUUUGCUCAAGAAGAAGAGGAUCCAGCGAUUGAGUGAGGUAGAAGUGAGCCAAGCGGAAGAGAGGGAUAGUACAUCCGAAGUAGAGGACGAAGAAGAUUCGGAGGAAUCCAUGUCGGAGGAAAGUUCGUCGGAAGAGGAGAGAGUUUCGGCACGCCGCCCAGUUGAAGUUCGCCAUCGUCCUACCAAAGCUCAGCUGUCGGCCAGACAAUUUCUAUCCAAGAAGCUGCCAAUCUUCUCUGGAAAGUUAGAGGAGUGGCCUAUGUUCGUCAGCGCAUACGAGACGUCGAAUGAAGCGUGCGGAUUCUCAAACGUUGAGAAAUUGGCCCGGUUGCAAGAGUGCUUAAAGGGUCCAGCAUUAGAAGCGGUCCGAAGUAGGCUGAUGCUCCCGAAGUCGGUCCCACAGAUCAUCGAAACAUUGAGGAUGCUAUACGGGCGGCCUGAGCAACUUCUGAAUAUGCUGCUGACGAGGGUCAGAAAGGCACCGUCACCGAAAGCGGAUAAAUUAGUCACUUUCAUUCCGUUCGGUGUAAUUGUCCAGCAGCUUGCCGACCACCUGGAAGCGACGAAUCUUACCAGCCUCCUGGUGAACCCGAUGCUGAUUCAGGAGCUAACGGACAAGCUGCCCGCUAACACACAAUUAGAGUGGGUACGGUAUCGUAGAAAGUCGCGGGUGGUUACUAUUCGAACUUUAGCCAAUUUUCUUGCGAGGAUAGUGAAGGAUGCCAGUGAAAUUACUUCAUAUGGCGAUACCGGUAUUGCGGCGGCUGAUCAAGAGUUCCGGAAAGGGAAGGGUCGAAAAGAGGAAGGGUUCCUACACACGCAUGGUGCUGAAGUGAACAGCGAGCGGCACCCGCCGUCAGUGGUACACCAGAAGAGCAAGAAGCCUUGUCGGAUUUGUGGUCGGGUUGACCAUAGAAUCCGAAAUUGUGACACUUUCCGGCGACUUCGUUUGUCGGAUAGAUGGGAAGCAGUGCGAAAGUGGAGGCUGUGUUACCUCUGUUUGAACGAGCAUGGAGGCGACCGAUGUAAGUUGAAUAUCCGCUGUAACGUUGGACAGUGCAAUGAACCGCAUCAUCCACUACUGCACAUCGACCAGCCGGUGACCUACACCUCCAAUUGCAAUGUUCAGGCUGUCCAGCGGAUGCAGUCAGUGAUUUUCCGCAUGAUUCCCGUGACCCUGUAUAACGGUACGUGUGCCGUAGACACCAUAGCCUUCUUGGACGAGGGGUCGUCUUAUACUCUGGUCGAGAGGUCGCUAGCAAGCGCCCUGCAAGUAAAAGGAAUAACCCAACCGCUCCGAGUGACAUGGACCGCAGGAGUAACACGACUGGAAGAGGAUUCGCAGAGAGUGGAGUUGUUCAUUUCCGCUAAAGGAUCGACCCACAAGUUCCGGAUUUUGGCAGCGCACACGGUGAACAGUCUAAAGUUACCGCAGCAGACGGUAGUUAUGUCGGAGAUAAUCCGCGAACACGCUCAUCUUCGUGGAUUACCAGUGAAGGACGUCCAUGGAAGAGUGCCGCAAAUUCUUAUAGGACUAAGAGACAUUCACCUCUACGCUCCCAUUGAAUCUAGAAUCGGUAGGCCACAUGAACCUAUCGCCGUUAAAUCGAAGCUGGGUUGGACAGUUUACGGGCCAAGCAAUGCAAGACAGUUGGAGACAGGGAUUGUAGGGCACCAUCACGGAGAAGCGAUUUCGAAUGAAGAACUACACGAUUUGUUACGCAGUCAAUAUACGCUGGAGGAAUCCACUAUUUCCGUAGCGCUCCUACCAGAAUCCAACGAGGACAGGAGGGCGAAGGAAAUUCUCAACAGUACAACCUUGCGGGUCGGAGAACGUUUUGAGACGGGGCUGCUGUGGAGGGAAGAUGAUCCAAAGUUUCCUGACAGUUUUCCAAUGGCAGUCAAACGGUUUCGAUGCUUGGAAAGGCGAUUGGAAAAGGAUAGCAAGCUGUAUGCGAAGGUAAGAGAAUUGAUAGCCGACUAUACGAGGAAGGAGUACAUUCACGUGGCGUCGAAGGCAGAGCUGGCAGAGUACAAAUCAGACCAGGUGUGGUACCUUCCGCUGAGCGUUGUGGUUCAUCCGAAGAAACCAGAGAAGGUACGUCUAGUGUGGGACGCGGCGGCAGCCGUGAACGGAGUCUCGCUGAAUUCGAAGCUUCUGAAGGGUCCAGAUAUGCUGACACCGCUUCCGAACGUGCUGUGUAAGUUUCGCGAAAAGGAAGUGGGGUUCGGUGGCGAUAUUAGAGAGAUGUAUCUCCAACUGAAGGUGCGCAAAGCAGACAAAAGAGCUCGUUUCGUCUAUCGCCAAAAUCCGCAGGAAGAUCUCGCUGUGUACGUUAUUGACGUGACAAUGUUCGGUGCGACAAGCUCACCGUGUUCGGCCCAAUUUGUUAAAAACCUAAAUGCAAGAGAGUAUGCAGCGCAGUUUCCGGAAGCAGCCAGAGCUAUCGAAGACAACCAUUAUGUCGACGAUUACUUUGAUAGUACGGACACGAUCGACGAAGCAGUUAUACGAGCGAAGGAAGUGCGGUUCGUGCACUCUAAGGCUGGAUUCGAAAUUCGCAACUGGGUGUCGAACUCCAGUGAAUUCCUAGAGAGCAUGGGAGAAAUCCAGAAUGGCGAGUGUAUGCAAAUAACGUCGAACAAAGAGAAACCGUUGGAGCGAGUUUUGGGAAUAUCGUGGAGUCCGCAGGGAGACGAGUUCGCGUUCUCCAAGAACUUCCGUGAGGAUCUAGUUCCGUACCUAUCGGGAGCACAACGGCCGUCCAAAAGGAUUGUAAUGAGCUGUGUUAUGAGCCUGUUUGACCCGCUAGGGCUGCUAGCACCCUUCAUCAUUCUUGGGAAAAUGCUAGUCCAAGAUAUCUGGCGCAGUGGCAGUGAUUGGGAUCAACCGAUCGACAACGAAAGCUACGAAAAAUGGCUGCGAUGGAUCGAACGCCUUCCGGAGAUCGAGAAAGUUAGAACUCCACGGUAUUAUUUCCGGCAGUCAACGUGCAUCGAUUUAAGCAGUCUACAGCUUCACGUUCUAGUCGAUGCCAGCAAGGACGCGUACGGCGCAGCCGCGUAUUUUCGAGUCCUGACGGAUAAAGGUCCAAUCUGUUCAUUGGUGACGGCAAGAUCCAAAGUGGCUCCGUUGAAGCUAUUAUCGAUACCCCGCCUGGAAUUACAAGCGGCCGUCGUUGGAUCAAGGUUGAUGCAUUCGGUGAUAGAGGCGCAUUCGUUGGAGGUGACACAACGGUUCAUUUGGUCGGAUUCAAGGACGGUGAUUUCCUGGAUACAGUCAGAGCAACGAAAGUAUAAACCGUUCGUAGCGUUCAGGAUUGGCGAGAUCCUGAGUCUAACCAAACAUAGUGGGUGGCGCUGGAUUUCUACUACAAGCAACGUUGCAGACGACCUCACUAAGUGGAAGAAGAGAAGUAGUUUGAAGUCGAACAGUACGUGGUUCCAUGGUCCAGAUUUUCUGUACCAACCAGAAGAACAGUGGCUGCAGCAGGAUACGGUAGAACCAAAUACCCUUGAGGAAGUCCGUACGUGUCAUUUGGUCCAUGAUGUCUCAGUCGUGCAGUCGGUGAUUGAUUCCAAGAGAUUUUCGGUUUGGAACGUGCUAGUGAGAACAGUAGCCUGUGUCUACCGAUUCAGCUCCAAUUGCAAGAGGAAGAGAGACGGUUUGCCAAUCGAAGCGUUGCCAGCCUCAUCGAGAGUGAAGAAGUGUGUGAAGAAGAGUAUACCAGCUGUGACAGUGCCGCUUCAGAGGGAGGAAUAUCAGCGGGCCGAAGCCUACCUAUGGCGGACGGCGCAAUCAGAAGUUUUCGAGGAAGAGAUAAAGCUGUUGACGAAGAACCGGGACCUGGAUAUCACCGAGUGGCAUUCUUUGGAGAGAAGUAGCAGUUUGUUCAAUGUUAGUCCAUUUUUGGAUGAACAGGACGUGCUACGCAUGGAUGGUAGAACCGCCGAAGCAUCGUCGCUGCCCUUUGAAUUGCGAUUCCCCGUAAUUUUGCCGAAGAAACACCUGAUCACGACUAAAGUUUUGGAGCACUACCAUCGCAAAGCGGCGCACGCAAAUGCGGAGACAGCUGUCAAUGAAGUUCGCCAGCGUUUCUGGAUUCCGAAUUUGAGGGCCGCACUAAAAACAGUUGCUAAAGACUGUGUUUGGUGCAAAGUUAAAAAGUGCAAGCCUAACUUCCCGAGAAUGGCCCCGCUGCCGUUAGCUCGCAUUACUCCAGGCUUGCAACCAUUCGGCUUUACAGGAGUGGACUAUUGCGGUCCCAUCAACGUUACUGUCGGACGUAGAACGGAGAAGCGAUGGAUUUGCCUCUUUACAUGUCUGACUACAAGAGCAGUUCAUCUGGAGGUUGUACAUAGCCUGACAACCCAAGGGUGUUUGAUGGCUAUCAGGCGAUUCAUUUGUCGUAGAGGCAAGCCGAUUGAAUUUUUUUCGGAUAAUGGCACGAAUUUCAAGGGCGCGAGCAAGCAGAUAGUGCAGGAGAUCGAAGGAGAAUGUGAAGAUGCGUUAACGGAUUCCAGGACCCGCUGGAAUUUUAAUCCACCGAGUGCACCGCACAUGGGUGGCGUCUGGGAGAGACUGGUGCGAUCCGUAAAGGCGGCUUUAGGGGUAUUCAACGAUGGAAGGAGAUUGACGGACGAAGUAUUGUUGACGACCUUGGCGGAGGCGGAGGAUUUGAUCAACUCUCGGCCCUUGACGUACGCGGGGACCAGUGCAGAUGCAAGCGAGGCGCUUACGCCGAACCACUUUAUCAGGGGCGUAGGAACAACCUGGAAGGAAGACUUGAAGCCAAAAAUCAAUGAAGCAGAAGCACUACGUGAUUCUUUCAAGCGAUCCCAAGCGUUAGCAGAUUUGCUGUGGAAGAGAUGGACUGCGGAAUAUCUUCCUACAAUCAACCAGCGAUCGAAAUGGCACGUGGAAGCACAACAAAUCAGCCGUGGCGAUUUAGUGUAUGUAGCAGAUGAGAACGUGAGGAAGCAUUGGAUACGAGGCGAAGUAGUCGAAGUUUACCCUGGAGCGGACGGAAGGAUACGACAGGCGUUGGUGCGAACGGGAAGAGGGGAUUUCAGGCGCCCAGUGGUCAAGCUGGCGGUGCUGGAAGUUCAGAACAGUAAAUCUGGAUCGUCGGAACCGUCGCCAGAAUUACGGGGAGGGGGUGUGUUAGCACCUUCGACCACCGUGCAUACACCUUGCAGACGAACGUACCUGCAGGGUGAGAAGGACCUUGUUACCGAACGUCAGAUGCAGAGCGAAUGA
Messenger RNA from Aedes albopictus (Asian tiger mosquito), 6054 nucleotides. RefSeq lists its product as uncharacterized. The record is from RefSeq and is a predicted model, not a curated record. Bases 1 to 6054 code for a protein of 2017 amino acids. NCBI's taxonomy places the organism in Eukaryota, Metazoa, Arthropoda, Insecta, Diptera, Culicidae. Gene Ontology annotation, molecular function: nucleic acid binding. The transcript has a single exon. Gene Ontology annotation, biological process: DNA integration.